AUGGCAAUCUCCUGGGGCACCAUCAAAUCCCUCCUACUCUUCUUUGGCCCCAUCCUCCUCCCCAAAGCAAUAGGAUACUACCGCUCCGCACGCUCAGCACCUACCAUUCACGGGAUACCCAUCCGUCCAGUUCCCUCCUCAGUAAAACGUGCACUCCUUAUUCUCUUCGUCACAGCAUUGGCAUUCCUCCUCCGCACUCUCCCAGCAUUUGCGCCAGAGAAUAUAUUCCAGCUCACUAAAUCCCGUAUCCAAAUCCCCAACGAUGUCCUCUUCGCUCGACUGAAUGCCCUCCGGCCUGGUCAGCCAGGACUAACAUCAUCCGACACCCUGCUGCGCAGUAGAAUCAACUCCCUCGAAUCCCGUCUCUUAUUCUUCCAGUUCGGCCCGGACGUCUUGACAAACUGCCAAUUCUGCAACGCCGAGGAUCCCAAUACCUACCUUUAUUACUUCCUCCCUGCCCUGCUCGCGCCACAUUUGUUUAAUAUUUGCGUCCUCGCGCUUGUUACCAGCGGCCUGUUUACGGGAAAGGACGGGGGCUUAUGGCGCAUGAGUGCGACUCUCGCUGGGGGCGCAGCGAUACUCUUGGACGUAUGGAUUACGGCUACUUAUAGCUACCAAGAAAAUGCGCGGGCGACGAGAUUAGAAGACCUCCAUCCCUUUUUCUGGAGGAUGCGCGUAUACCGCUUUAUAGGGCUAGCGUUUAUCGACGGACUCCUGGGAUGGCUUCUCUACCUCUCCAGCACGAACCGUGCAUUCAUCAUUCCAGCCACACCGGGUGAGCGCAUCGAGUCUAGCACGAAGUUACUUGAUAAUGUGCGAAGUAAGAUGAACGCCAUGAGCAUAUUAAGGAAUACGGUGAAUCGGGAUAAGGAGUUAAGAGAGAGGAGCAGGGAGUAUUGGGUUAUGGAAGGGGACUUGAUGGGCGAGUUGAUGGAGGAGAGGGAGGUGGUUGAGGGCGUGAAUAAUGCGCUGGAGAAUAGGAUUGAUAUAAGGACGAUAAGUGCGGACGCGGAGACUUAUGCGGAGAAUGUUCUAGCGCCCCUUCGGGCGAUGCAGGGGACGACGGAUAGCUAG
Venustampulla echinocandica is the source of this 1074-nucleotide messenger RNA. RefSeq lists its product as uncharacterized. The transcript is spliced from 2 exons. The record is from RefSeq and is a predicted model, not a curated record. The coding region runs from base 1 to 1074 and encodes 357 amino acids. Lineage: Eukaryota; Fungi; Ascomycota; Leotiomycetes; Helotiales; Pleuroascaceae.